Molecule: messenger RNA, 2286 nt
Organism: Zychaea mexicana
Lineage: Eukaryota; Fungi; Mucoromycota; Mucoromycetes; Mucorales; Lichtheimiaceae
Exons: 3
Coding region: 1-2286 (761 amino acids)
Source: RefSeq, a predicted model, not a curated record
AUGGACACCGUCGUAGAAGUACCUGGACAAUCUUUCUCCGUCAAUGCGCCAUUCCGUCAACCCAUUGUAAUUGCACACCUUUCGCUCAUGGCUCUUGCUUUCCUCGGCUGCUUUCCCCUUGCCCUUAUUCAUGGCGCGCGCCGACACCGUCGAUACCAUUUUUAUACCCUGGCGGUCGGCUUUGCUAUAGCAAUACUGGGUUUUAUUGCUGGCUGGAUCACACAAGUGGUCUCUACAACUACAACAACAACAACGAACAAUAACGAUGAAACGCUUACGUUAAUACGAGUCAUUCUCGGCAUUCUCGGUUAUACCCUACUUGUGCUUGUCUCGGGCCAAAUUGCACUCGGUCUCUACCAAUACCGACAAUCCAUCAUAACAGCAACACCUGAACACUUUCACCAACAACAACAACAGAAAUUAUUAUCGUUCCUUGAUCUCGAUGCUUCAACUUGGCUCGGACGGAUAUUGCCGGAAGAUAGUAUCCAUUUGGCUAUAGGAUGGAUCGUUUUGAUCGUUGCUUACGCGUAUCUCAUUGUCGGCGCCAUGGUCUUUACGGAAAGUUGUUCAGCAUCGGCUUCGGCUGGCCAGUGUUUGAUGCCUUUAGCGAUUGGAAGCGGCUUCCUUGGUUACGGAUCACUGGCAUUAUUGCAUUUGCUUAAUAUCUUUUCGUUGCCACGAUCGUCCACGCCCGAAUAUUAUGAAGGAUUGGUUUUGACGCUGUGGGGGUUCGUAUGUCUGAUCGCAUCAGACACGCCUAUCCUUGGGUCAGGUUGGCAAGCUAUCAACCUUGGAUUGCUAUGGUUCGCCGGAGGCAUCUUUUCAGUUGCCGUCAGCUUACAGACGUGGAUGCCGGCAUUACGGGAGCGGAAUAUUGUCAAUGCGUUGAUCAUUUGUUUGACGGGUAGAGCGAUUAUUUCAGGAUUUACACAAAAUGACCCGUUUGCCUCACAGAUACACAGUAUGCUGGGCCACAUGCUGAUCAUCGGUGCUGUUGCCCGGAUAUUGCAAAUCAUGUUUAGAAAGUCACCUGCUGACAACUUGCCGCGCCUCAUUGCACAAGCAUCCAACAACAGAGACUCUAUAAAUAACGACGUCAGCGACAACGACGACGCCAUGGAUAGUAAUGAUGAGGAAGUUGGUGACGAGGAAGCGGGUCGAGCGAAUGCAUACCAAGCAACAUAUCGACAACUCACAGGGCAGAUAAACGCACCGUGCAAACACAAGUGGAUAUUCGCAUCGAUUACCGUCGUUUGUGGCUUGCUCGCAUCUUUUCUCGCCAUGGCAGUUGGUGUUCUUUUCAUGGGCGCCAAUAUCCAGUGGGUUAACCAUGUGCGGUACUAUUUGAGUGACCCAGCAACCUAUGUCAACGUGAUUAUUGCAGUGACGUUUCUGUGGACAACCUACGUGUUUAUAAUGUGCACCAUCUACCGAAAUAUUCGACCCAUGUCAACGUCAUACUAUGAGUAUUUGGGCAUGUCCGAUAUGGAAUCGGUCACCACGAACAGCAAUGAAAGCAACAGCCCGCCUACUCCUGCACUUAGCGAGUCGCAAGAGAUGGUUGCACAGCGGUAUGAGGAGCAGCGGCAUUUACAUCGAACACGAUCCUUGCCAGCGCGCCGUGGUGUUGAAGAACCACCUGCGAUGCGACCCUCACAAUAUCGGGCCAAACGUCGAUCCUUGUUAAUACAAUCGCCUCAGCAGCAGCAGCAGCAGCAGCAACAUCACCAGGAUCCUGUAGCAUACGCUAAAAAACAACGUGCUAGAUCAUCUUCUGGGUUUAGUGGUGUAGGCGGUGUAUUGCCCGAUGAUAUUAUUGAUGGUAGCGACAUUCGACGGUCUUGGAUCUCUAAUGCUUCUGCUACAUCGCCAGGAAGUGCAACGUCCUUUGCUUCAUCGGCCUCUUCACCGCCGCCUUUAUCUUCUUCAGAUAUUCACCAUCAUCAUCACCGACGCACAGUGGUUUUUUCCGACGAGCCCGCCAGCAUGGUGGCGGGCGAGAGCAGUAUCAAUAACCUUCCUUCUUCAGCAGCAGCAGCAGCAGCAGCGGAUGCAGCAAAUGUACGCAAAACAGAAAGCGGACGACGAAAAGAACGUGUAAGUAGUAGUAAGCGACGUCGUAAGCAACAGCAGCAACAGCAACAACAACAACAGCAACAGCAACAGCAACAGCAAGAUGAGCCAGAUGAUGUAGACCACCUUUCUUCAUCAUCGUCUUCUGACUCACGUUCUGUUGCAAAGUAUUACAGUAGUGAGCGAAAUAGUAGCGACAGUCAGAUCAAGUGA